CGGCGGCCCGGAAGGAUGUUACCGCGGGCGGCGGCCGCGGGACGGGCCCUGCGGUGCGGGGUGGCGGCGGGGCGGCGGCAGCGGAGCGGGGCGGGCAGCCCCGACCGCGGCCCCCGCAGCGAGCGGGCCCCCAGGAUCUACACGAAGACGGGAGACGCAGGCUUCUCCAGCACCUUCACCGGGGAGAGGCGGCCCAAGGGCGACCGGAUCUUCGAAGCUCUGGGAGCCACGGACGAGCUGAGCUCGGCCAUCGGGCUUGCUGGUGAAUUUGGCAGUGAAAAGGGCCACACAUUUGUUGAGCAGCUCCACAAAGUCCAGUGCAUGCUGCAGGAUGUGGGCUCCAACAUCGCCACGCCGCUCUCCUCAGCCAGGGAGGCUCACUUAAAACGAACAUCUUUCAGUGAGAAGCCAGUUCUGGAGCUGGAGCAGUGGAUUGACAGCUACUCAGAGCAGCUUCCUCCACUCAGAACUUUCAUCUUGCCAUCGGGAGGUAAAAGCAGUGCUGCUCUCCACUUCUCCCGAGCUGUCUGCCGCAGAGCUGAAAGGUGCGUGGUUCCUUUGGUACAAGCAGGGGAAGCAGAUCCAAACGUGGCCAAAUACUUAAACAGACUGAGCGACUACCUCUUCGUUCUGGCACGUUACGCUGCAAUGAAGGAAGGGAAGGAAGAGAAAAUAUAUGUAAAGCCUGAGCUGUAACUGGGAGCUGGAACGUUUAUUUCCUUGAUUAUGGGAAGCUAAAUCCAGCAGAGUGCUUUCCCUCAUCAAGGAAGGGAAGGAGAACAAGCCUGGAUUGGAAAUGUGAGCUGCCAAGAACUUCCAGCUUAAAUAAUUAGGAAUUGCUCUUAAAUACGGUGCAGAACAUGCCCUAUUCACUGGGCCUUGUCCAAAUACCCCUUGUACAACACUCUGAUCUUUGCCCGCAUUGGAGUUG
Molecule: messenger RNA, 931 nt
Organism: Neopsephotus bourkii (Bourke's parrot)
Lineage: Eukaryota; Metazoa; Chordata; Aves; Psittaciformes; Psittacidae
Gene: MMAB
Product: metabolism of cobalamin associated B
Exons: 9
Coding region: 16-696 (226 amino acids)
Molecular function (GO): corrinoid adenosyltransferase activity
Source: RefSeq, a predicted model, not a curated record